Bombus pyrosoma is the source of this 3585-nucleotide messenger RNA. RefSeq names its product HEAT repeat-containing protein 6. Gene Ontology annotation, molecular function: protein binding. The coding region runs from base 171 to 3323 and encodes 1050 amino acids. The transcript is spliced from 12 exons. The record is from RefSeq and is a predicted model, not a curated record. Lineage: Eukaryota; Metazoa; Arthropoda; Insecta; Hymenoptera; Apidae.
UCAUAUAUACUAUGUAGUCGGUACGUGAUCGAGUCGGUACUAUACCAUUUCAAUUCCUAGGACACGAGAUCUUAUAAUUUCGUUUGUGAUGACAUAAUUCUUGUGUGAAAUAAAUAUUUCUCAUCACAAAAUGUUUUAUAGUUAUAUUUAAAAAGAUACAAAUAUAAAAAAUGGCUUUAACACAAGUUGGUUCUACAGAUUAUGUUACUAAAUUUGAUUGUAUAGUAGAAAAACUACUUGUAUUGACAAAAAGGAAGAAAAAUAGUGAAACAAAGUUGAUCAACAAUUACCUUUAUGAUCUUAAUAAUCUUGAUUAUCGAUAUUUGACAGGUUUAAAUAAUGAUGCAGUACAAUUGCUGAUUGAACAAUUAUGUAUUAUCAUCACGCCUGCAGAAACUGUUUUGAUACAAAAUUUUUGUAAACUAUUAGUCAAUAUAACUCAAAACAAUAUUGAGCUUCAAGAACAAACAUUUAUAUAUUGCAACGAAUGGAUUAUAGAAGUUUUUAAAUCUGCCUUACCAAUUACGCAUAAUAAUAUGCUUUUAACCCUAAAAAGUUUAUUAACAAAUAAACAAUUUGGUAAUAUUAGUCAUUAUUUGAAAUUAUUAAUUGAAGAUGAUCAGUUACUAAAAAAGUAUUUAAAUCUAUCUCAUGUACAAUGGUCUGAAAUUCACUAUAGUGCAAUUAGUUGUUUAGAAGGAAUUUUAAUGAGCCAUAAUAGCACUUUCAUAGCAAAAGAAUUGAUAUAUAUCAUUAAAGAUAUCACAUUAGAUAUUGUUUCUUCUUCUUUAUAUUUAAAUGACAAUAAAUAUUAUCAUACGAAAAUAUUAUGUUCUUGCUUACAUAUUCUGCAAAUAAUAACAGUUAAUGAAAUCUUGCCACAUUCCAUUGAUUUCAUGGGAGAAAUUUUGGGAGUAGUGCAAGCAUUUUUAUUUUAUGGUCUCAAGGAUUAUCCUCCCAUAAAACCACAGCUACUUCGUCCUGCAGUAAUGAAUCUUCCAGAACGAAUUCAUAUAAUUCCUAAAUGUAAGAAUUUGAAGAAUCACAAAGCAAAAGUAAGAAAACAACCAAUUAAAAAGGUUGGUACUGAAGUAAAAAAUAACACUGCACCAGAAUGCAAAGGAGUUAACUUAUAUUCAAGUGAUUCUGAUACCUCAGAUACUGAAAGUAAUAAUUCUGUCUUUAUGGAUUCUAAAGUAAGAUUAGAAUCUGUACGGUUACUGCAGGUACUCGUUGAAAAUUCACCAAAUCGUGAAAUAUUUGGAUUUUGGCCACAAAUUGUUGCCACUGGAUCACGAAACAAUGCUAGAGUAUUGACUAGAAGUAUUUUAAAGGAAUGUGUAUCUAAAGUGAAGCAACAUAUGCUAAGCACACUAACAGAAUUAUUGGUAGAUGCUAAACCUUUUCUAAUGCAUGCAGAAGAUGUUCAUCAUACAUCUUUUAUUACCUUUUUUGGUACAGUAUGCCUAAUGAUAAAAGAAUUGCAUUUCACAUUAUGUUUGAUUUUAAAUGGUGAAACAAAUGUAGCUGUUUUAACUCAUGCUUUAAAAUGUGCUGCUGCUUUAGUUCAAGGCACACCAUAUACACGUUUGAAAACAGGACUUGCUACAAAAUUAAUGAGAAAUUGUAGACCAUACAUAUUUCACAAAGAUCCAACAGUUCGUGUUGCUGCAUUGUCAGUUUUUGAAGCUAUUGCUUCCUGUGAUCCAGUAACCCCAGAAAUAUUUGAAAUACUCGUAAAGCAAUCUGCUGUAAACAUAGCAUCAGAUCAACCUGUGAAUAUUUCAGUUAGUGACAAUACAGAAGAAGAUGAAGAAGGAGAAGAAGAGAUAGAUAUUGAAGAUUUGAAAAAUGAUUUGAUAAAUGGAUACAAUAAUGAAUUAUUCAAAGAAACAAAUAUUUGUUUUUUAAUUCAUGUUUGUUUGGAAAAUAUAUCAAAUAAGACAAUGAGUACACCUGUUCGUCUUCAAUCACUAAAAUUAAUUGGUAGAAUGGCAUUUAGUACUGGAAGUCUUGUGUUUCCACAUACAGAGUUAAUUACAAUGACUUUAGUAGGAAUCAUACAAGAUUCUGAAACACAAAUAAUCUUACACGCUUGUCGGGCUUUGGAAAUUAUGGCUGGUUGUCUCAUGAAUAUUGAUUCAGAGGAUAAAAAUGUUUCAAUAUUUUGGAAUAUUAUAUUUGACCCUAUAACGUCCCUUCUUCAACACCCACAAACAAUAAUAAGAGAAGCUGCAUGUGAUUGUCUAGGCAGUAUUAAUUCUAUUAUAUUUGCCCAACUUCAAAGACAGAAAGCAGUUUUAAUCAUUACAAUAUUAUUUGGCGCAGUGCAUGAUAAAGAAAGUGCUGUAAGAGCUGCUGGAUUGCGUGCAUUAGGAAUGUUAGUCACAUUACCUGCAUUGAAAGAAGAAACUGGAUUUUUAAUGGAUUUAGCUGAUAUAGUUUGUUUAACUGCUGAUGAUAAAAAUCUUGGCGUUCGUAUUAAGGGAGCCUGGGCAUUAGCUAAUUUAUGCAAUUGCCUCUCUAAAGAAACAAAUCACGAAGUAGAACCUAUUCCUUUGGAAAUAUUAUUACCACAAAUUUAUCAAGUCAGUAUUAAAGCAUCUAAGGACAAUGAUAAAGUAAAAUGCAAUGCUGUUCGGGCUCUUGGAAGUAUUCUGUACUUAUGUCCUAACAAACAUAUACUGAAAGACGCAUCAUCAGGAUUAGAGGCUCUUAUAAAUUGUGCUACAGUGGGAAACGAUAUGAAGGUUCGUUGGAAUGCAUGUCGAGCUCUAGGAUUAGUUUUAAGUAACAAUCCAGAUAAUAUAUUACAACCUUCUUGGCGGGAUCAGGUGUUUCCUGUAUUGUGUAAUUUAAUUUGCGAUAGUCCGAACUUCAAAGUGCGUACUAACGCAGCGUGGGCAUUAUAUUCCUGUAACUCAUACGGAAAGUAUAUUAUAACUUUAUGGAAGAGUCUUAUUUUAGCAUUUGAAAAUUCUCAGCAUGUACCGAGUUACAUCGAAUAUCCUCACCGUGACGCUCUUAUUCAACAGUUAUGCCUUACUCUUAGCCAUGUGGCUACUUGUACAGAAGUGUCAGAUUUGCAAAAUCUUUGGACAGAAAUAAGCGAACAUGUAGAUGAUGUUUCGAACUAUGUGAAACAGUUCCAGGAGAUCAUUGUGCCUGAAAAAAUGGGAGAUUUAAUAAAGGCAAAAUCUCAAUUAGAAAAAUAUAUGAGAAGUGCUUCAUUAUUAGAAGAACGAAAGAUUGCUCAAGUCUUAGCAAGUAUUUUUGAAAGAACUAAGAGAUAUGACAACUUAGAUAGUGUUGUCUUAACUUAACAAUUAACAAAGUAAUAAAUUAAUUGUAUAUUAAUAAUAUAUAUUCAUGUGCAACCAACAUUUGAAAUUCUAACAAUAAUUGUGCUGAAAACAUACAUACGUGUUUAUUUACACAAUAUAUAAACAUGUAUGUAGGUAUACAAGCAUGUAUGUAUAUAAAUGUGUAAAGAUGUACAUACAGAAUAUUAAAGCGCAGACUAAAUUUAUUUAACAAAUAUGUCCUUCGAAUUUUUUAAAAAUAAAAUUUAUAUAUAGAAUAAUA